Coffea arabica (coffee) is the source of this 2158-nucleotide messenger RNA. The record is from RefSeq and is a predicted model, not a curated record. NCBI's taxonomy places the organism in Eukaryota, Viridiplantae, Streptophyta, Magnoliopsida, Gentianales, Rubiaceae.
AUGGAUCUUUCUUUCUUUUUCAAUUCGGAUCCUACACACAAGAAACAAGAUCUUUGUGUCAAAUUUGAGCAAGGGCAGCCGCAAGUUCGAGACAAGAACUUUGGUUUGGUUUUGAAGGUUCAAGAUUUGGAAAGGUUGAGAACAAGAUUUUCAAGAACCCUUGUUUUCCCACCCAAGAACUUCAAGAUUCAAUCAAAAUUUCCAGAUUUCAAGAGUUUGAACAACAAUAUCCAACAAAAACUUGGCAGCCCACGAAAAUGCAAGAAACUACAAAACCCUAGCGUAAUUUCCAAGAAAAACCCUAACACCAAUUUUCAAGAAGUUCAAGAUAUCAAAUUUGUAGCCCAAGAACUUCAAGAUUCAAUCCCCACAAUAUCCAACUCUACAAAGUUGACUGAUAUUUGGAAGUCACAAUCAGACUUCUGCAAUGCUUUUGGUGGAGCUUCUGACGAUAAUUCAGUAUGCUUUGCUGGUGAACCUGUAAACCUUAACAGUACUGGAACUUCAAUCCCUCCAAGUGGUUUGUGCCUCGAAAAAAUUGGAAAUGGUUCAUAUCUAAACAUGGUUGCUCAUCCAGACGGCUCCAACCGUGCUUUUUUCUCAAACCAACCAGGCAUGAUUUGGUUGGCCACCAUACCCAAACAGGGUUCAGGAGGUGUAAUGCAGCUUGAUGAGGCCAAUCCCUUUCUAGAUUUAACUGACGAAGUUACCUUUGAUACUGCAUUUGGGAUGAUGGGCAUUGCAGUUCAUCCAAACUUCUUAACAAAUGGACGAUUCUUUGCUUCGUUCAAUUGUGAUAAGACAAAGUGGCCUGCUUGUGGAGGAAGAUGUGCUUGUAACUCGGAUGUGAACUGUGAUGCUUCACAACUACCUCCUGAUAGUGGCUCCUUUCCAUGCCAAUAUCAAAGUGUAGUAGCAGAGUUUACAGUUAACGGUACCGCAUCCCAGCCCUCCUUGGCAAAAACUGCCCAACCAUCAGAAGUUAGAAGGAUAUUUACCAUGGGUCUUCCCUUUACGGCCCAUCAUGCAGGCCAGAUUCUUUUUGGACCAACGGAUGGAUAUUUGUACUUCAUGAUGGGGGAUGGUGGAAAUUCAGGCGAUCCAUACAAUUUUUCACAAAACAAGAAAUCCCUACUCGGGAAAAUCAUGCGGCUUGAUGUUGAUAACAUACCAAGUGCUGCAGAAAUCAGUCAGCUUUCUCUAUGGGGAAACUACUCAAUCCCCAGAGAUAAUCCUUACACUGAAGAUAAAGAAUUGCAACCAGAAAUUUGGGCCCUAGGCUUCAGAAAUCCUUGGCGUUGUAGUUUUGAUUCUGUGAGGCCUUCUUAUUUCAUGUGUGCUGAUGUAGGCCAGGAUACGUAUGAAGAAGUGGAUCUGGUCAUGAAGAAUGGAAACUAUGGAUGGCAUGUGUACGAGGGCCCUAAUCUUUUCAAUCCUCCAAAAUCACCUGGAGGAAAUACAUCAGCAAAAUCUAUAAACCCCAUUUUCCCCGUGAUGGGAUACAACCACUCAGCUGUGAACAAGAAUGAGGGCUCAGCAUCAAUCACAGGAGGAUAUUUCUACCGAGCAGAGACUGAUCCUUGCACAUACGGAAUGUAUCUGUAUGCAGAUCUUUAUGCAGGAGCUCUGUGGGCUGGCAUUGAAAGCCCUGAAAACAGUGGGAACUUUACCUCCAACCUGAUCCCCUUUACUUGUGCUCAUGAUUCACCCAUAAGUUGCACCUUUGUACCUGGAAGUACACUUCCGGCAUUGGGAUACAUCUAUUCCUUUGGUGAGGAUAACAGCAAGGACGUUUACAUCCUUGCAAGCAGUGGUGUCUACAGGGUUGUUCCUCCAAGUCGGUGCAAGUACACUUGUUCAAAAGAAAAUACCACAGCUGAGGUGACUACUGGUCCUGCUCCAUCCCCCCUUCUGGUGCAACCAAGUUAACCAAUCCAUAUGUGAAUUUGGUGUUCUUACGUGUAUCCCUUUGGUUGCUUUGCUUAUUAUAGCAUAUUUGCAGUCAUCUUUUGUGUUACGUGGAGAGACGAGUUGGGCUGCUUUUUGGUUUGAGAGGACUUAUGAUUCUUCUUUGAUUAAUCUGUGUUCUUGCUUUUGGGAUGAUUCAUUUUUCUGAGUUUGAUUGGAAUUAAGCUAUUCUAUGAGGUUCAAAGCCCAA